AUGCCCUCCAUACUCAGUGACGCCGACAAGGAGACUGUUAAGCGGAAUGUCCCUAAACCGGCCAACAAGAUCCUCGCCGUAGCUGUCGCGCGACUUUACGUCGCCUACCCGGAUGGACAGAAAUGGACAUAUACCGGAAUUCAAGGGGCUGCUGUCCUCUGCAAUGACCUUGUUGGGAGGACUUUUUGGCUUAAAAUAGUCGAUGUCUCGCUUGUCCCGCCGGCCUGUCCUUUGUCGACGAAAAAGGAGGCCAAGACCUUUAUCAAGAAGGUGCAUGAGCGCGAGAAACAUGCCAGCAAAGAGACCAGCAAGACUCCUUUCGCAUCUACUCGAGGCCAGGGACCUGCUCCUGUUACCAAUGGGAAAGUAGGACGGUCUUUGUUUGGCAGCUUGUUGCAUCGUUCGAGCCCAGCUCCAAGUGCACCACCGCCGACAGCACCUGCGCCUUCAAUACAGGUUGCUCCUCCACCUCCGACGCUGUCCCCAAGCGCGCCACCGGCUAAGCCAGAUUUACCGUUUGACACGAGUGACCCCUCUUGGAAAGGACUACUUGAUGAGCUCAAGGGGAUGGGAAUUACCGAAGACCAGAUCGCCGAGAAUUCUGAAUUCAUCAAAGCUUGGAUUGACCAGAAGCAGGCGGCGGCGGGCGAGUCUGCUCCUGCUGAAGAUCAGAAUAAGCCGAAGGCAGCUCCUCCACCGCCACCCUCUGCACCCCCAGCUCCGAAAGUGACCUCGAUCAGUCCUCAAGACACGGGUUCAAGCUCAACAAGCAGACGGGGACCGCCGCCGCCCCCUCCUCUCCCUCCCCCUCGUGAGCCAUCUCCGCCUGCGCGAAGAUUCAAUGCGCCGCCUCCACUUCCAGACGCAGGCAAGUUCGCUGAGCCUGCUGGCCCUGUACCCCCGCGGCGUCCACGCGCAACUUCGAACGUCAAUGCUGGGCCUCCGCCGCCCCCGCGACCACCAAAGACACCGAUGGAUGAUAGUCAUAAUGUUCAAUCGAGUCAAUCUCGAUUUGGAGUACCACCACCUUUCUCUGGUGAUCGCAAGGUGUCUGCGCCACCGGCACCCCCCAGCCGUAGCCCUGCACCAGGGGGCCCUCCCCCUCCGCCGCCUCGCACAGCGAGCCCAGCAGCACCACCUCAACUGCCGCCCAAAGUGCCGCCUAUGAGCACUACAACCGGACCUCCUCCACCCGCCAGAGGCCCCGUUUCACCCCCACUUCCACCCCCACCAGCGCCUCGACCCGUGCCAGCUGCACCGUCUUCUCCCGCAGCUCCUCCUCCACCUCCGCCAAGAGGACCAGUAUCGCCUCCCCCCGCCCCGCCCUCGGCACCUACGUAUUCUCCUAGCGUCCCUCCGCCCCCUCCCCCGCCUGGCGCUGCAGCACCAGGUGGCCCCCCCCCCCCCUCCGCCUCCGGGCCGUGGUGGCCCAUCAAUGCCUCCCCCUCCCCCCUCCUCCGGCGCCUGCUUCGCGGGCACCAGGUGGACUACCGCCGCCACCUCCACCACCUGGGGCGCCUGGAAGUGCCCACCGGAGGGCGUGACGAUCUGCUAGCGUCCAUCCGGGCUUCGGGUGGCUCCGGAGGCGGAGGCUUGCGCAAGGUCAAGGAUACGGAAAAGAACGAUCGAAGUAAAGCCAUGGUACCCGGUGGUGCUAAUGAGUCUUCAGCUACAAGCCCCAAUGCAGGAGGCGCCCCGCAAGGUGGUUUGGCCGGCGCAUUGCAAGAUGCUCUCAACAAGCGAAAACAGAGAGUCAGCGGAAGUGAUGACGAGAAAGACAACGACGACGAUUGGUGAACAGUUACUUUUCGGUGGGAUUGUUCAAGUAUUCCAAGAUACCAAUGGCUUUUGCGCAUUACUGCGAGC
This is a messenger RNA of Penicillium mononematosum, 1866 nucleotides long. RefSeq lists its product as uncharacterized. Bases 1 to 1797 code for a protein of 598 amino acids. The record is from RefSeq and is a predicted model, not a curated record. The transcript is spliced from 5 exons. Gene Ontology annotation, molecular function: actin binding. Lineage: Eukaryota; Fungi; Ascomycota; Eurotiomycetes; Eurotiales; Aspergillaceae.